ACACCCCCGGGUCGAGCCGGAAGACGGCCCGAAGGGAGUUCGAGGCUCCACCAGCGGAGGCCAAAGAAGGCUGCAGGGGAGAGGGUCGGGGGUCGGGGGUGAUGGCCCGGAGGCCUCGAAGCCGCCACCCCACAACUCUCCCGGAGGAGAAGGCCAGUCUCCAACCGGUAGCGGACAGCGGAAAUGGCGCGCGCCUAGAGGCGGGACCGGAGGCGGAAGAGUUCACAGCCCAGGAAGUGGCGUUCUUCGGCUUCCGCCUCCGCGCCCACGUGAGAUUACCGGCUGCUUACCAACAUGAACGGGAAGGUCUCCGAGAAGAGUCUCCUGGCAUUGAGCCACCUGGGAAAAGCAGUGGAUUCGCUAAAAGAUUUCCCUCAGAGUGCCAGCGAAGAUGAGGAGGCCAUUGAUGGGGAGAGAAACCAUCAAAAGCUCCUGGAGAAGAUUGGAUACCUGGAUGGCAAGAAUAGACAGAGAUUGGCUGAGCGUUCUGAGGCCAGUCUGCAAGUGUCAGAGUUCAGUGUCAGCAAUGAAGGGACUGGGGAGCAGCUGGAUCUUGCUGAGCUGCUUGGCCCCAUCAAGUCGUCCUCCUCGCUGGGCACUGUGAAGAAGCAACUAAAAAAAGUCAAAAACAAAAAGACGGUGGACUUACCUCUUAGCAAAGAGGAGAGGGAACGGAUCUCCAGGGAAGCUGCGUACAACAAAAUCUCCCAGGACAUGACCAAGUGGGACCCAGUAGUCCUGAAGAACCGGAGGGCAGCACAACUAGUCUUUCCCCUGGAACAGGAUGGAGUCCUAGAAAACUGCAUUGGGGAGGUUCUCGGGAGUUGGAAGGCAAGAACUCCCCUGGAAAAGGAAAUUUUUAACCUCCUGCACCAGAACAAGCAGCCUCUGACUGACCCUUUAUUGACACCAGUGGAAAAGGAGUCCUUAAAAGCCAUGAGCCUAGAGGAGGCCAAGCAGCGCCGAGCAGAGCUCCAAAAAGCCCGGGCCCUACAGUCCUACUAUGAGGCCAGGGCUCGAAGAGAGAAGAAAAUCAAAAGCAAAAAGUUUCACAAAGUGCUAAAGAAAAGAAACGAUAAGAAGAUUCUCAAGAAUUUUGAAGAAUUACGAAAGGUCGAUCCCACCUCAGCCUUGGAAGAACUUGCAAAAAUGGAAAGGGCCAGAAUUCAGGAGCGAAUGAGCCUCAAACACCAGAACAAAGGCAAGUGGGCCAAGUCAAAGGUUAUCAUGGCCAAGUAUGACCUGGAGGCCCGAAAGGCAAUGCAGGAACAGUUGCUCAAGAACAAAGAAUUGACCCAGAAACUUAAGGUGCCCUCAGACAGUGAACACGAUGAAGAUGCUGAAGAAGAAAAUGGACUCAUUCCUGACAUCGUGAAUGAAGUGCAGAUAAGCACUGAUGGGCCAAACCCUUGGAUGCAGAGGAAUCAUGGGAUCACCACUAAGACCCCUCCAAUCCAAAAGGAGCCUCUUUCCAGUGAAGAGUCUGAGCUUGAGGAGGAUGAAAAGGCCAAUGAAGAGGAAGAGGCUUUGCUUCAAGAACUUAUAGAGAGGCGAUCCCUUCGGAAAGGGUCAGAGGUUGACCAAGGCUCACAGAAGCAGGAACUCACGACAAAAGCCCCUAGGAGGACGGAGGAGACUGAGGAGGUGUUAGCUGAACUGAGAACCCUCUCUGAGCAAAUAAACAAGAAGGCCAAGAAGAGGCAAGAUGGAGAACAGAGUGUGAACUCAUCUUCAGCUGUCUCCAAGGAGCCAAGUAUUCAGAGAGAGGAGCAGCCCUCGCUAGAUGAGAGACCAGAAAGAGUGCAGACUAUGGAGGCCCUAGACACUUUGGGCUUGGACGAAGCUGUCCAAGAACAGAAAGUCCUUGAACCUGUAGCUGAAAGGCGGCGGCGACGGCGGCAGCGGCGGCGGGAGGAGGAGCAAGAGCAGGAGGAGGAGCAGGAGCAGGAGCAGAAGCAGGAGCAGGAGCAGGAGCAUAGACCAUCUAAGCAGAAGAGUCCUCUAAAGAAGAAAAAGGAACCCAUGGCUGCCCUGCACACCAUCAUCAGUGGGAAAACCCACCAGGCAAACCCUUUGUCAGCUCCCAUUGUUGUAGAAGAGGAGGACUGUGAUGAGGACGCAACCCAAAGGCAGAUAAUAAAGGAGGCCUUUGCGGGGGACGAUGUCAUUGCUGACUUCCAGAAGGAUAAACUAGAAGCCGAGAAGGCAAGCAAGCCCAAAGAGAUUGACCUGAGCCUGCCAGGCUGGGGCCAGUGGGGUGGCCCAGGCUUGGUGAUCAGUGCCAGGAAGAGACGCCGGUUUCUCGUCAAAGCCCCUAAAGGCUCUGCAAGGAAAGACCAGUGCUUGCCAAAUGUGGUCAUCAGUGAGAAACGAAACAUCCAGGCAGCAGCUCACCAGGUGAAUGUGCUUCCAUUCCCAUUUACCCACCAAGGUCAGUUUGAAGAGACCAUCAAGGUGCCAGUGGGCGCCACAUGGAACACGCAGAGGGCUUUCCAGAAGCUGACUGCUCCCCGAAUUGUGACAAGGCCGGGCUACAUCAUUGAGCCCAUCAAGGAGAAAGAUGUUGAAUCUAGCCCUUCCCACUUGGGCCCACCAACCCUACAGAGGGAAGCACGGCUGCAUGGCUACUCCCACCCCCGCCGGAAGGGGAGAGCGUUAAAGAAAGCCCCAUAACUCAUCAAUUGAUCACACACACCCCUCCCCUUCUCCCCCCCCCCCAAAAAAAAAAAGAACUUGGCCACCAUGUCCACUGGCGAUGAGGCUUCCUUCUGGAAAUAAAGUAAACCUUUCAUUUAGAUAGA
Monodelphis domestica (gray short-tailed opossum) is the source of this 2801-nucleotide messenger RNA. RefSeq names its product UTP14A small subunit processome component (gene UTP14A). Gene Ontology annotation, cellular component: nucleolus; small-subunit processome. Gene Ontology annotation, biological process: rRNA processing. Lineage: Eukaryota; Metazoa; Chordata; Mammalia; Didelphimorphia; Didelphidae. The record is from RefSeq and is a predicted model, not a curated record.